AACUGUUCAAACUAAAGCUUGCGUUGAAGCGACCGAGACCGACCGACACUGAAUUUCGGCGAGGAAUCAGCUGCGCCCCGGUAAAAUGGCAGGAAUGUUGACACGAUGGAGGUGUUGUCUGCAAAAUCAGCUCGUAAUAUUGCUGCUUGUGAUACUGGCCGAGCAGAUAUCGGCGCUGAAAGAAGUCAUCUACGCGAUCAACGCCGGCGGUGAGGCGCACAUAGACAUAAACGGGAUCAAAUACGAGCGUGAUCCGUUGUUCGGCAAAGUCGGCACUGCCUCAGACUAUGGCAAGCAACUGCUGAUCGGCCGGGUGCACCAGCACGAUCAUAUCCUCUACCAGACCGAGAGGUACCACCACAGCACCUUCGGCUACGACAUCCCUGUUAGGGAAGACGGCGAUUACGUGCUGGUGCUCAAGUUCUGUGAGGUGUAUUUUAGACACGCCAAUGCGAAGGUCUUUGACGUUGUCCUAAAUGGUGAUCACACCAUCAUUCCAGACCUGGACAUAUUUAGCAGAGUGGGCCGAGGAGUGGCCCAUGAUGAAAUUGUGCCAUUUAGCGUUUCCAGCGGCAAGCUCAUAAUCAAGAGCGAAGAGUCGGAUAUCAGGGGAGGAAAAAUCAGAGUAGAGUUCAUUAAGGGCUACAGAGACAAUCCAAAAAUCAAUGCCAUUCUGGUUGUGAAAGGCUCUGUUGAAGAUUUGCCGGGUCUUCCUCCAAUGUCGGAGGUAGACGACGAUAUGCAGGAGGAGGUGGAGGACUUCCAGCGCGCAGCCAACUCGCAGCCAGUGAAAAACCGAAACCCGUCGGGCCCGAGAACGCCCGACCCUUAUUCGGUGGACGACUCGUCGAUGAUGCUGCCAGUCUUUGUGGCCAUUGGUGCUUUCAUACCAUUGUUAUUCUGCCUGUGCAAACUAUGAGGGGGUGAAAAGGGCAGGCGGGCGGCAGGGGUGGUUUCGAGCCGGUACACGCACUCAGUAUGCUGUAAAUGCCUUAAAAUUACACACAAGUUCCCAGUUACGAGUACGGCGAACCUGUCCACGCUCUGCGGCCGACUAUCCAGUUGAAACACACGUUGUUGAUGUUGUUGUUGUUUGCAGCAGGGUUUGGCGCGCACAAAAUACUAAUUUGCAUUCAUUUCUUGCCUGUUUUCACGAGACACGUUUACCACUACUGUCCGUGAAUUUGUACUUAUACUUGAGUAAUCUCGCUUGUUGGAUAAUUGUAUAAGUUUUGGAGGACUUGCCUGUUUUAAUUUCCUCCCCCGCUAAAAGCGCUCAAGCUAUGGUUGUGUUAAGUUAUCUGGAAAAAGAUUGUUGUUGCUUUUCCCUCCAGCACGCACUCUUACUGCUUGACAAAAUCAUUCUCGUUCAAAACCAGGCUGCCAUAUUGAAAAAUUGUUCCUUGGCUUGCUCGAGAGUCGAACCAUCCUUAAAAGUCAUUGCCUGAUUUAAAAUAAAAAUAUUGCUAUUUGCUUUGGAGUAAUGCGCACCAGCAACGCACAAUUUUAUCGCAUUUGUCCUCCUCCCACGUCAGACUCUUGGUUAAUACUCGAAAGUUAAGUUUUUCUCAGAGAAUUGUGAUCAAAGUGUGUGCAAAUUCAAGUUUUAAACUGCUUUUGCCACAGCAGACACGGAAACUGCAUUGUUAUUAUUAUUUUUGCUAGUCCAUAAAUGAAAUGAGCUCGCUGAAAUGAGGAGCGACGCAAUGGUUUCUUUGCUUGUGUUUUGUUGUAUUCCUUAAUUUUACUACUGCCACUGUCUGAAUCUACAAAAGAGUUCUCAAACUGUGAAGCGCAUUAAUAAUAGGGUUGAUUGGUUUAUGUUUCGUAUGUUUGACCCUGCCACAGAAUCGUGUGUAUAGAUGUCAUAACAUAAUUUCUUUGACGCAGCCCAUUGUCGGGCAUGUUGAAUGUGAGCAAAGGAAUAAUUGGACGGAGAAAAUGCAUGUGUACGCACGUGUCGCGAUUUAGCACAAAGAUGAAUGAACUAUUUUGUGACCUGCGAGUGUUUUUACCAAGGUCUCUUGCCACUUUGCAAGUUGUGAUCACUUUGUUUUAAAAUUUUUAUUAUUGAUAAUAUACAUUGAUGUAAUCACGAUUUUCCAGUUUUAUGUUGUAUCAAACUCUGUGUUUCAUUGCCAAGUGUUCUUUUACAUUGGUAUUUUUGGAGGAAAAGAGCCAAAUAAAAUACAAGAUUUUGUUUAAAAAGAACAA
Messenger RNA from Cloeon dipterum, 2214 nucleotides. RefSeq names its product malectin-A. The transcript is spliced from 4 exons. The record is from RefSeq and is a predicted model, not a curated record. NCBI's taxonomy places the organism in Eukaryota, Metazoa, Arthropoda, Insecta, Ephemeroptera, Baetidae. Gene Ontology annotation, cellular component: membrane. Gene Ontology annotation, molecular function: carbohydrate binding. Bases 86 to 919 code for a protein of 277 amino acids.